AUGGUUGGCAUAAAGUCAUCCAAGGAAGUGUGGGAUAUUCUGGAACAUCGUUAUGUCUCGUCCACCCCCAUGCACGUCACUUCCAUUCACAAGAAACUUCAAUGUAUGAAAAAGAGAUCUCUCACCAUGCAUGACUACCUCCAGCAAGUUAAAUCUAUCAGUUAUCAACUCGCGGGAUGUGGUGCACCCGUAUCUGAUGAUGAAUUACAUAUCUAUAUUUUGGAUGGAUUGCCAUCAUCAUAUCGUCCAUUUGCCUCUACUAUUCGUGGACGUGCUCGGAUUGCGGCUGUCACACUGGAAGAACUUCAUGAUCUGCUCAUCUGCAAAGAGAUGUCCCUUGUCGAAGAUGCUCCUACAGAGAACUCUCAUGCCCUUGUUGCAGCCAAGACACGACAACAGGAGCAUCCUCGCCAUCCCAACUCUUCAAAUCACCAAUACACUCCAUAG
Molecule: messenger RNA, 447 nt
Organism: Nelumbo nucifera (sacred lotus)
Lineage: Eukaryota; Viridiplantae; Streptophyta; Magnoliopsida; Proteales; Nelumbonaceae
Source: RefSeq, a predicted model, not a curated record